This is a messenger RNA of Phytophthora megakarya, 522 nucleotides long. The record is from the annotation of a GenBank genome assembly. Lineage: Eukaryota; Oomycota; Peronosporomycetes; Peronosporales; Peronosporaceae.
AUGUUCAAGAACACCGAGCGAUACGUCAAAACGUGCGUUGACUGUGUCAUGGCUAAGGGACUACCCCGGAACCCGGGAUCGUUGCCCUGUAACCUGCUGGCCACACGACCGUUCCAGGUCGUCUCCAUGGACUUUGUGAUACCGCUGCAUCAGUCCGCCCGGGGAAAUACGGCACUACUCCUGUUCCAGUGCACGUUCUCAGGUUUCAUCAUGUGCAAAGCCAUGACGAGACCCGAAGCCCAAGAUGUGUCUGAAGCCUAUGAAGAGUGUGUGUUCCGAAGGUUCGGAGCCAGUGAGAUGAUCCGUCACGACCGAGACCCGCGCUUCAUGGGUCGGGUCUUCACGCACUGCUGGGGGAUGCUCGAAAGCAGACAACGCGCGACUCCGGCCUAUCGCGCCCAGGCCAACGGACAACAAGAGAGGUCAGGGCAGACGGUGAUCCGAAGCGCCCAGGCGUACGUGCAGACGGGGCGGACCAGAGUGACUGGGAUGAGCUGGCGGAGAAACUCAUGUGGGUACUGA